Messenger RNA from Carya illinoinensis, 4085 nucleotides. RefSeq names its product pentatricopeptide repeat-containing protein At5g01110. The transcript has 2 exons. The record is from RefSeq and is a predicted model, not a curated record. Gene Ontology annotation, molecular function: protein binding. Lineage: Eukaryota; Viridiplantae; Streptophyta; Magnoliopsida; Fagales; Juglandaceae. The coding region runs from base 624 to 2885 and encodes 753 amino acids.
CCUCCAUGCUGAGCCUUGCUGGCAACAUGUGAAAUGACCAAAAUGCUAAUAAUGUUGCAUCUUCUCUACCCCGUGACGCAGCCUUCCUCAACGAACUUCUUCAUUUCUCAAAACAGAACUCUGCUCUCACCCUCCAUUCGACGGCGACUCCUUCAGCUUGCCGCAACCCAUCACUCCAAGGCUAGGUCACUUGACGGCGAAUUCUUCAGUCUGGAGAAAUCUGGACAUUUGUGAACUCUUGGGAAUUUAUUUGCCUAUUUCUGAACGUCGGUGGGCACACGAAAUGCACAGCUUUGCUUCACGUCGGUGGGGAGUGAAAUGCACAGCUUCGGUUUACAUUUUCGUUGGCUGCUCUUAGGGCUUUUUCACUCGUCUGAAACAGAAGGAAGGAAAAAUCUCGUGCAUUUUUGGCUACUUGGUUGGGUAUUAUUUUUAUUUCACUGAAGACAUGUGUACAGGCUGGCCAGUGUGGCUAGGGAGAUAAAAUUCAAUGUGCUCCGUAAAAAAUCAGCUGUUGACCAAAAAAGAAAGGGUGGGGAAUAACCACAAACAGCUGAUCAUCGUACCCCAGGCUGCGGUGGUUUUCCUGUCUUUGUUUGCAACUUUGCAGCAGUGAUGAGCAAAUGCAACCCAGGCAACUCUUCCACUUUCAAAUGGCCACUCAACGGCUACUUUCCCCAAGACCCACUCUCAGAGUCCUCACAUUCUUCUUCACAAUACCACCAUUCCACGACCAAGCUCAUUCUAAUGGACUUCACUCCCACUCUUCUCCACCAAACCCUGAUCCUAACCACGGCCUCAGAGCCCUUCAAACCCAGGACCAACCAGAUUCAAUUCCUCCUCUAGCAGAUUCUUUCUUGGUUGAGAAGAUGCUGUUCUGUUUAAAACAAGGUAAUUCCGAUUCAUUGCGCAAUUAUCUGUUUGUGUUAAACCCUUUACUUGUGGUUGAAGUUCUUUACCGGUGUCAUGGAAAUUUGCUUCUGAGUCAGAGAUUCAUUGACUUAGUUUUGUUGAAUUGUCCAAAUUUUAAGCAUUCGUCGCAAUCUUUGAGUGCAAUGGUUCACGUUUUGGUAAGUAGCCGGAGGCUUUCGGAUGCGCAGUCUUUGGUUCUUAGAAUGGUACGGAAGAGUGGCGUAUUGCGGGUUGAGGUUGUUGAAUCGUUGGCUUUGGUGUGUGACCGAUUGGGGUCCAAUUCAUCGGUUUUUGAUUUGUUGAUUAGGACCUAUGUGCAGGCUAGGAAGUUAAGGGAAGGGUCUGAGGCAUUUCGUUUGUUGAGAAGUAAAGGGUUUCAUGUUUCUAUCAAUGCCUGCAAUAGUCUUCUUGGUGGGCUUGUGAAGGUAGGGUGGGUUGAUUUGGCAUGGGAGGUAUAUGGGGAAGUUGUUAAGAGUGGUGUUGGUUUGAAUGUUUAUACACUAAAUAUUAUGGUUAAUGCAUUAUGUAAAGAUGGGAAAAUUGAUAGUGUCGACGUGUUCUUGUCGGACAUGAAAGAGAAGGGGGUUUUUCCAGAUAUUGUGACAUAUAAUACACUAAUCAAUGCAUAUUGCCGUGAAGGGCUAAUAGAUGAAGCUUUUGAGGUAAUGAACUCAAUGUCGGAUAAGGGGUUGAAACCAGGCCUUUUCACUUAUAAUGCUAUCAUAAAUGGUUUAUGUAAGAACAGAAAGUACGGAAGAGCAAAGGUAGUAUUGGAGGAGAUGUUGCAUAACGGGUUGUGUCCUGAUACUGCUACGUAUAACACAUUGCUUGUGGAGAGUUGCAGAAAGGAUAAUAUUUCAGAAUCUGAAGAGAUUUUUAAUGAAAUGCUGCGUCGUGGUGUUGUUCCUGAUUUAGUUAGCUUUAGUUCACUUAUUGGGGUUUUUAUGAGGAAUGGGCAUCUUGGUAAGGCAUUGUUGCAUUUCGGAAAUAUGAAGAAAGCUAGCUUGGUUCCAGAUAGUGUCAUCUAUACGAUUCUUAUAGAUGGGUAUUGCAGAAAUGGCACAAUGUCAGAGGCAUUAAAGAUGCGGGAUGAAAUGCUUGAGCGGGGUUGUGUUAUGGAUGUGGUUACAUACAACACCAUUUUGAAUGGGCUGUGCCGUGAGAAGAUGCUAGCUGAUGCAAAUGAGCUGUUCAACGAGAUGGUAGAAAGGGGUGUCUUUCCUGAUUUCUACACUUUCACCACUCUCAUUCAUGGGUAUUGCAAGGUUGGGAAUAUGACUAAAGCACUUGGCUUGUUUGAGACAAUGAUGCAGAGGAAUCUCAAGCCUGACAUAGUGACGUUCAAUACAUUAAUUGAUGGGUUUUGCAAAUUAGGUGAAAUGGAGAAAGCUGAGGAGUUAUGGGAUGAUAUGAUCUCUAGAGGGAUUUCUCCCAAUCACAUUUCCUAUGGCAUUCUCAUUAAUGGAUUUUGUAGUAUGGGGCAUGUAUCUGAGGCUUUCAGGUUGUGGGACGAGAUGGUUGAAAAAGGUAUCAAACCCUCUAUAGUUACAUGCAACACUGUUGUAAAGGGCUAUUGCCGGUCAGGUAAUGCAUUGAAGGCAGAUGACUUCUUGAGCAAGAUGAUGUCAAAAGGAGUUGUUCCUGAUAGCAUUACUUAUAACACUCUUAUCAAUGGUUUCGUAAAAGAAGAGAAUAUGGACAAAGCUUUUGUUUUGAUAAACAAGAUGGAGAGACAAGGACUAUUGCCUGACAUUAUUACAUAUAAUGUAAUUUUGAAUGGGUUUUGUAGAGAAGGUAGAAUGAAAGAGGCCGAACUGAUAUUGCAGAAGAUGAUUGAGAAAGGCAUAAAUCCUGAUAGAUCCACCUACACCUCAUUGAUAAAUGGGCAUGUGAACCAGGACAAUCUGAAGGCGGCAUUUCAGUUCCAUGAUGAAAUGUUACAAAGGGGAUAUGUUCCAGAUGAUAAAUUCUAACUAUUUAGCUGUUUUAGUAGUGGCAAACUGUGUUCAUUUGGCUGCGUGGCAGAUUUAUACUGAAGACUGAAGGUGGGAUUCAUUAUCGUUUUUCAUUCUUCAUUCUUACAUGCCAUAUAGAAUGUUGAGCUAUAUAACUGAAGUCUUGUGAUUGUCUUACUCUUCUGUUUGUGUAACAGUACAAGAAGUGCGCUCAAAUAGUAUAAGAAAGCAGAGAUUGGAGUUCAUGGAAAUGACAUAGUUUAAUUGCUUGUGAUUAAGGUGACACUACUUCUAUCCUGGAUAAGCCUUGUGAUUAAUUUGGACACGGGGUUUUGAAUUGACGAAGUUUAUACAUUUAGUUUGUCCUAUAGGGGACUUUGAAUCAAGGAAUCCUGGUCUAGAGACUUUAAUGCCUCCGAUUUGCACUGGGUCACAGCAAGGUCUUUCAUGCCACAUUCUGCAUCACCAUUCAGCACGUUUUAGACUUGACUUCGACUUUUGCAUGGGUGUGAUUUGUAUAUUAGCACCAAUGCCUUAAGGUUUCUGAACUGCUCAAAGAUAUUGGAAAGCAUGUUAUCAGAACUGUUAUGGGAUGGGGGGCUGAGCAAAAACAAAGGAAGCUAGCACAGCCAUUUCUUUAUGAUCUAAAGCUUAAGCACAGAGGUCUAUAGUCAGGACCUUGACGUUCUGAUCUACUCAAUUAAUCUCAACCCUAAACCGAACAAAAUUUGACUGCUUGCGUGAAAACUUUGCGUCAUCUUGCAACAAUUUAAUCCCCUACCAAAAAGGUUUGCCAGUGAUGGUUUAAAUAUCUGCUGCAACCCUCCUCCUCCACUCUGAUUUGGAACCAACUCGCAAAGAUAUAUGAAUGUGUGUAACAUAUCACAGGUGGGAUGUUUGCUUCGGCCAGGGAGCGACAAGAGAUGUGUUGGAACAGCCUGGGAUUGUGGUCCAUUAACAAGGAAUCAAAGCUUUAGCAGGACUGUUCACACCGUUGGAAGCCUGUGAUCAUCUGAAAUAUGGGUUGCAGAAAUUGUGCAACAACGUUGGCCCAUGGGAUUACAUCAUUAAUUGGGCUUUGGUUGGAAAAGGCUUCACUGGGCAACCAGAUUUUAAAGACAUGAGAUGUCCUUGGCUCGUCAUCAUUUUUCUUCUUAAGUCUAAAUUUCUUUUGGAUGAUUCUUAUAUUUUUGGUUAGGACUUAUAUUCAUCUCUCCA